Messenger RNA from Mercurialis annua (annual mercury), 1926 nucleotides. Its product is annotated as ETO1-like protein 1. The transcript has 2 exons. Gene Ontology annotation, biological process: negative regulation of ethylene-activated signaling pathway. The coding region runs from base 1401 to 1772 and encodes 123 amino acids. The record is from RefSeq and is a predicted model, not a curated record. Gene Ontology annotation, molecular function: protein binding. NCBI's taxonomy places the organism in Eukaryota, Viridiplantae, Streptophyta, Magnoliopsida, Malpighiales, Euphorbiaceae.
UUCACCUCUCCAAAUUGGAAAAGGAGCGGGGGCGGUUUUUCGUUGGAUUUUGUUUUAAGUUUACUUUGAAGUGUUUCCGCUGUGUUAUGCUUCACUAAAAAAUGACCCCUACAAAUAAAUUAUGUUUACAUGCAGUUAUGGAUAUUCAGAUUGUUUACGACUCUUUUGUUGAUCAGGUUGAACUGUCCUGAGGCAGCCAUGCAAAGUCAACGAUUAGCUCGCCAACAUGCACCAACUGAACAUGAACGUUUAGUUUAUGAAGGAUGGAUCUUCUAUGACACCGGCCGUUGUGACGAAGGGCUUCGCAAAGCAGAGGAGUCUAUCAAAAUCAAUAGGUCUUUUGAGGCCUUCUUUCUUAAAGCCUAUGCACUCGGACUCUAGCCAGGAUCCGUCCUGUUCUUCGACUGUUGUUUCUCUGCUUCAAGAUGCUUUGAAGUGCCCGUCUGAUAGACUGCGAAAAGGCCAAGUAUGGUUUUAUUCCCCCCAUCUUAUCCCAAAUGAUUAUCCUGUGAGUUGCUGGAAUUUUUCAACCAAUUACAAGUCUAUUCAUGUCAUGCAGUAGAUUAAUAAGUAUUCGACUUGGUUUAUAUGCACAUAACACCUUAACAGAUUUAGAUCAAAGACUGUAUUAUGUUACUGCUGCUGAUAGAGGAGUAAUUUGCAUAUUGACAAAAUAUAUUCUCCGCCACAAAUCUUAGCACUGAAAGAAUUAGGCAGCAGUUAAUUCUCAAUUUUGUUUAGCAACUGCCAUGUUGGAGAAAAUUACUAAAUUAUUUAGGGAGGUGAAGUUUAUAUUUCUAAAUAUAAGAGCUAGCUUGACAAAAUGUAGGACAGCCAGCCUUAGUAAGUGAUUCAGAACUGUUAUUCUGUUACCUAAAUGUCAGCUUAAAUAAUAUCAAAUUCUGGAACAUUUUGGUUUGUUUGGUUCAAAUGAAUUUCAAAAAAUACUGUGGAAUUCAUUUGUAAAUUAAUAUAGCUAUGUUUGGUUUACUUAUAAAUUCAGUUAGCUACUCUAUAUUUUAAGUUUUCUAGAAUCGAUCAAUGUUUAAUAUAUCAAAUGAAACUAAAUGAAUUGUACUGUAGAAUUGACCAAACAACGGAUAAAGUUCAAAAUAUGACAUAACUAGGGAAAUGUAUGAGAGCAUCAACUGAAUGAGAUAUAUUGCUCGCCUUUAUGCUGUGUCCAAUAGUUCCGUGAAUCUUUGAGAGUAACAUAUUAGUCCACAAAUUUCAUUUUACUGGCACUUAACAACCUCGGAAGUGUCUAUGUAGACUCCAAGGAUUUAGACUCGGCAGCUGAUUGCUACAUUAACGCCCUUAAGAUCAGGCACACAAGAGCACACCAGGGUCUUUCUCGGGUCCAUUAUCUCAGAAAUGACAAGGCUGCUGCAUAUAAGGAAAUGCCUAAACUGGUUGAGAAUGCCCGGAAUAAUGCAUCUGCUUAUGAGAAAAGAUCUGAGUAUUGUGAUCGUGAACUUACAAAAGCAGAUUUAGAAAUGGUCACCAAGUUAGAUCCACUUCAUGUAUACCCUUACCGAUUUCGAGCUGCAGUGUUAAUGGAUGGUCACAAAGAAAAGGAAGCAAUUGCAGAACUAUCCAAGGCAAUUGCAUUUAAAGCAGAUCUUCACCUUCCACAUUUAAGAGCUGCUUUCUACGAGCAUGUCGGUGAUGCCACGGCAGCCCUACGCGACUGUCGAGCAGCUCUGUCUGUCGAUCCAAACCAUCAAGAAAUGCUGGAGCUUCACAGCCGCAUGAACAGACAUGAGCCCUGAAAACACUAAACAUACACUGGCAAACAAGUAAAAAAGAAAAUACAUGCUUCUUUUUUCAUUACCAUGUAUACAAAAUACCCUUCCCUCAUUUUCUUAGUUUAUGCUUUUCAAAUUUUUGUAAUUUAAUUUAAUCAAAUGUCAAAAAGCUUCCAUA